Messenger RNA from Scleropages formosus (Asian bonytongue), 1404 nucleotides. RefSeq names its product single-stranded DNA binding protein 1 (gene ssbp1). Gene Ontology annotation, biological process: mitochondrial DNA replication; positive regulation of helicase activity. Gene Ontology annotation, cellular component: mitochondrial nucleoid. The coding region runs from base 276 to 716 and encodes 146 amino acids. Gene Ontology annotation, molecular function: single-stranded DNA binding. The transcript has 7 exons. The record is from RefSeq and is a predicted model, not a curated record. Lineage: Eukaryota; Metazoa; Chordata; Actinopteri; Osteoglossiformes; Osteoglossidae.
CAGGAAAAUGCUGUAACCUUUGUUUUUCUUCUCUUGUCUUGAAGAACAAUUAAUUUGCAAAUUUGAUUUGCAGUAAAGAAAAUGUCGAUAUAAUUUAGUGCUACGCGCGUACGAGAAGUUUGAAGGCACGUGUCGGUGUCGUGACGUGACUGCCUUACUUACCGCGUGUGCAGUAGUAGCGCACUUAGCUACUGCCUUCAAGUUCUUCCUUCUUUGGACCCAAAGACCUCUGUGAUACCAUAAUUUCCCUCAAAUAUCUCAAAUCCAGCGACACGAUGCUGAGGACAGCAUCAGCACAGGUAUUCAGACAGCUGGUUAGACAUGUAACAACAGACUCGAGUCUCGUCCUUGAGCGAUCAAUAAACAGGGUUCAAAUUUUGGGUCGGGUUGGGCAAGAUCCUCUGAUGCGACAGGUGGAUGGCCGGAACCCUGUCACCAUUUUUUCAGUGGCAACCAAUGAGAUGUGGCGGUCAGGAGAGGGAGAGGCCACACAAGGAGAUGUUAGUCAAAAGACUACAUGGCACCGAAUUUCAGUGUUCAAACCAGGCCUGAGGGAUAUUGCCUACCAGUAUGUGAAAAAAGGGUCCCGGGUACUUGUAGAGGGAAAGCUCGACUAUGGGGAGUAUGUGGACAAAAACAAUGUUCGGCGACAAGCUACCACCAUUAUAGCAGACAACAUUAUCUUUCUAAGUGAGAACAUUCGAGAAAGAAUAUAAUAGAAGUUCUAUUUCUGUAGAAAAACAGAAGACAGAAGAUUGAUUUCCAUGUCUUUUCUGUAAUUUAACUGACCUUGACACUUUGUGUCUGUCUAGUCCUCUGAUGGCAAGAAGAUCAGUCUUGCUGUGAUGUUUGGAACAUGCCCAUGUAAUCUCUCACAAUUAGUAUUUAGUUUAACUUUUUGUCUUUUGUUAAUUGAAUUGUCUAAUUUCAAGAGUAGUGCACAGCUAAAAGUAUCAAAAGCUGAUCUUUUAAGUGCAGCCUUGACAGCUGCCCUUAUUAAUCAUAACAUUUGUAUGUCACAGUUGCUUUUGAAGGAAAUGGUUAAUUCGAUUUAAAAAUCAGUGUACCAAAACAGUUUUUAGGGUUUUUUUUUUUUUUUUUUUUUGUGUUCAUUAGCACAUCCUUUCCCUGAAAGAGAGAAAAAAACAUGUUAUGUUUGUUAUUCAUACAUUCUUUAUUGGUAUUAGCAAAAGUUUGUACUUUUCUAUUAAAGUUGUAUGGUUUAAUAAUCUUAAGUUUUUAGUAGCCAUUCCUUUGCUUGUACAUGACAGAACAUUAAAAAGUAUUUACAUUAAAAAUGUUUUUUUUUUUUUUUUUAAGGAACUGGGCCAAAUCUGUGAAGGGUUUUAAAGAAGGGGCCUGAUGUUGGACCCUUCGGUGAAAUAUUUCUGAAUUGUUAGAGUA